Phlebotomus papatasi is the source of this 915-nucleotide messenger RNA. RefSeq lists its product as uncharacterized. Gene Ontology annotation, biological process: negative regulation of smoothened signaling pathway. The transcript is spliced from 2 exons. Lineage: Eukaryota; Metazoa; Arthropoda; Insecta; Diptera; Psychodidae. The record is from RefSeq and is a predicted model, not a curated record. Gene Ontology annotation, cellular component: ciliary membrane; Golgi apparatus. The coding region runs from base 105 to 608 and encodes 167 amino acids.
GGCUCAUAAAUCAGCUGUCACUUUCGUGUUUUGUAAAUAAAAAAAGUGCAAAAUAGUGAAAAAUAGCUUUUUAGGACUUUAAAAGACGUAAAAUCCAGUCAAAAAUGGAUCGAUUAACCACAAUAAGUGCUAGUUUAUUCAUGGCAGCCAAUGUAUUUGCCAUCGUGAGCCUUGCAAUGCCGGAUUGGAUCGUCACGGAUGUUGGAGGAGAGACUCGUUUGGGGCUUAUGUGGACUUGCAUGACUCUGUACAAUCGUCCUCAGGUGUGCUUCACCCCAGAAUUGCAACCUGAAUGGCUUCUGGCGCUGAUUUGUAUCUUCGUGGGAUGCAUCUGCAUCACGACAACCAUUAUUCUCCUGGCCUCUAGCAACUGGGACAGGAAUGUCAUUCCCUAUGCCAGAUGGGUGGGAUUCACUGCCAUGGUGCUAUUCUGUCUGGCAGCUGUGAUCUUCCCUCUGGGCUUCCAUGUGGACGAAAUUGGAGGUCAACCCUAUCAACUGCCAAAUUCCCAUCAAGUGGGCAUUUCCUACAUCAUGUUCGUCCUGGCCGUUUGGAUCACCGUGAUCUCGGAGUUGUUUGCCGGGAAAGUCUGCCUGCCGCAUUUCUGAAGAAGGCUUUACUACCCGUGAAUCUCAUGCACAUCUUCCCAAAGAAGUAUUGACACAUCGCGCAUCCCAAUCUAAAGUGCAGCAAGUCGGUUCUUUUUUUCUCUUUCUUCUUCCAUUUCCAACUUGUUGCACUUUGAUCUUGAAUGCGCGAAUAGGCAAUAAGGAAAUUAUCAAAUAAAAAUAAUUUAGGGAUUGUUCCUAGUGUCCUAGCUCCUGUAGAGUAUUUCGUUAGGAUUAAGGGGAUAUUUUGUAAAAAGAAUCGUUGUAUUUUGGUGUUGAUAAACUCUAAUUAAAUUAUUGUACAGAA